UUCUCGUAGCCUCCUCGACGAUCAGUGUAAGAUGAAGUCAAUUUCGGUGCUGUUUUCACUAACCUGCAUCGCCUGCACGGUGCUUGCCCAGCGCCGUCAAAUCGGUGGACGUGAUACUUCGAUCCGGCAGUACCCGUUUAUGGCAGCGGUAGCGUUCGCCCGUCAGCUCGUCGGAAAUGGUGCAAUCAUUGCGCCGAGAUGGAUUCUAACCUCGGCCAGUGCUGUGUAUGCACCGCAAGACGCACUGUUCGAUGUGCAGGUAGGUGCGGAUAGCUUCAUGGGCAGCGGCAGCUGGUACGAGGUGCUCCAAAUCUACCGACAUCCCGAGUUUGUCGGUUGGGACUACAAUAUCGCACUGAUACACUUGAAAGGCCCCAUCAAAUACAGCGAUACGGUACAGCCGAUCGGUUUGGCCACCACCGACACGGACUACAUCGACGCCACGAUGCUUUCUUACGGGAUAAAUGAGCAGGAAACGCAGCAUCUGCGCGAGGCCGCAUACACACUGUCCGCGGACGAUGAGUGCGUUGCGUUUCUGACGGAUUGGUUGGCGAAAGAAAUGAUUACACAGCACCGUGGUUACUGUGUGCGUCCGUUCCGCGGUGCUCAGCAGGGACAGUGGUUUAAUGAUGCGGGUGCACCGGUCGUGGCCAACAAUCUGCUGUACGGUGUGUUUGCGUUCGCCGAGGAUGAGGGAGGCAUCAAUGAAGGGUCUGUGGCGACACGUGUUAUCAGCUUUGCGGAUUGGAUUCAGCGUACGAUGCAGGCUCAUACGUUCUAGCAAAGGAAAAACAAAACAAAACUCUACGCCGAAUGAAUUAGCUGCAUCCAAUGAGCAAACGUUGAACUAAUGAGUCUGUUUAGUAAACAAUUUGUUGAACCAUGGCACUAAAACGAUAUUGGCCCCUUCAAACAACAAAGGAAAACUGUAAUUCUUAUUUUCUUCCGAGCUACUUUCAAACAUGAAACUGUUGCUGAUAGUGACCUGUGCCAGCUUCAUCACAUUCUUCGCCCGAGCACAGCUACGUCAAGUCGGCGGUAAAGAUGUCUCCGUCCGUCAAUACCCGUUCGUUGCCGCAAUCGCUUACACACGACAGCUCGUAGGAAAUGGUGCGAUAAUUACCCCGAACUGGAUUCUAACCUCCGCCAGUGCCGUCUACCACUAUCCGGACAGCGAGUACAGCAUCGCGGUAGGUACGGACGAUUUUCACAGCCCGGCCAAUUGGCAUGAGGUGAGCAAAAUCAUCCGACAUCCGGAGUUUGUCGGAUGGGACAAUAACAUCGCGAUGGUACUGGUGCGUGAUACCGUCAAGUACGGUGACACCGUCAAACCGAUCAACAUUGCUACCAACUCUCCGGACACUGUUGAGGUGACGAUGUUAUCGUACGGGAAGAACGAGCACAGUACGACGCAUCUGCGUGCCGCAACCUAUACCCUGAUCUCGGACAAUGUCGAUUGUGUUGGGCUGCUGAAGGAGAGUGCGGCGAAGGAAAUUAUUUGGCGACAGCACGGUUUCUGUCUGAUACCACCACCCGGUACGGAGCAGGGCCAGUGGUACAACGAUGCCGGUGCACCGCUGGUUGCGCACGGUGAGCUGUACGCGGUGUUUGCGUUAGCGGAGCAUGAGGGCGGACUGAAUGAGGGUUCGGUUGCGAUCCGGGUUGCAAGCUAUCUGGGCUGGAUACAGGCGGUCAUGUUUAGCGGUAGUGAUUUUUUGAAAUAAAAUAGUAUUCAAAUUUUUCAUAGUA
Molecule: messenger RNA, 1749 nt
Organism: Anopheles stephensi (Asian malaria mosquito)
Lineage: Eukaryota; Metazoa; Arthropoda; Insecta; Diptera; Culicidae
Product: chymotrypsin-1-like
Exons: 1
Coding region: 32-781 (249 amino acids)
Biological process (GO): proteolysis
Molecular function (GO): serine-type endopeptidase activity
Source: RefSeq, a predicted model, not a curated record